UGAAAAUCUACAACAACAAUCAUUGUGAAGUAAAAGAAGAAAAUUAUUGAGUGUAAAGAAUAUUUUAAAGCUCUCAGUUCCAUCCAGUAUUUCCCAUAGUAAGCGCCACAUCACAUCACAAAAGUGGUGUCUGCAUUUAAUACAAUUCAAUUCACUUUAAAUUUUGUAUUAUUUGAUUGCUUAAUUGGCAAAAACUUAAGUUCCUUAAAAGAAAGUUAAUUAAAAUCGAUUGAAAAUGAGUGACACAAAGGUUCCAGCUCCAGUAGCUCCAAAGAAAAAGCCUGCAUAUCUCCAAUAUCUCUUCGGAGGAAGUGCCGGCAUGGGCGCAACAUGUUUUGUGCAGCCACUCGAUUUGGUCAAGACACGAUUACAGAUUUCAGGUCAAGGUGGAACUGCUAAGGAAUAUACUGGAAUGUUUGAUGCAUUUACAAAGAUCGCAAAACGUGAAGGCGUUCGAGCAUUAUACAAAGGUUUAUCAGCUGGUCUCUUACGUCAAGCAACAUACACAACAACACGUCUUGGCACAUAUACCUUUUUGAAUGACACAUACAAAAGAGAGACAGGAAAGCAAGCAAAUCUUUUUGUUUCUAUGGGACUUGGUGUGGCUGCUGGUGUAACUGGAUCAUUUGUAGGAAAUCCAGCUGAAAUUUCACUCAUUCGUAUGACAGCUGAUGGAAAAUUGCCACUUGAUCAACGACGAAAUUAUUCAUCAGUAAUUAAUGCUAUUUCACGUAUGGUCCGUGAAGAAGGUGUCUUGACAUUAUGGCGUGGAUGUAUUCCAACUAUGGGACGUGCUGCUGUCGUUAAUGCAGCUCAAUUAUCAUCAUAUAGUCAGGCUAAGCGUAUUCUCGUUAAUAACGGCAUGCAUGAAGGCAUUAUGCUUCACUUUGUUGCCAGUAUGAUUAGUGGAUUGGUCACAACAAUUGCUUCCAUGCCUGUUGAUAUCGCCAAGACUAGAAUACAGAACAUGAAGAUCGGACCAGAUGGAAAGGGAGAAUACAAGGGAGCAAUUGAUGUCCUCGCCAAGGUUUGUCGUCAAGAAGGUGUAUUUGCACUUUGGAAAGGAUUCUGGCCAUAUUACUUCCGUUUAGGUCCACAUACUGUGAUCACAUUUAUCUUUAUGGAACAGAUGAACGAAUUGUAUAAUCGUACGACGGGAACGGGAGGAAGCAGCUUUUAAAAUUUUUAUUGUAUUUGUGUAAAAAAACAUCGCCGAUCGAUAGUGAAAUUGUUCAUUCUUUUUGUAGGUAACACAAUGACAAUAACCAUACAUUAUUCACAAACACAAAGCAAUUAAGUUUCUAUUUGAAGUGUACUUUAUUUUUGGCAACAAGCUAGACACAAUAAUUUUGUAGAUCAAUGUUAAUUUAAUCCUGUUGGAUUAAAGCUUUAAUCUGGUGGAUUUAUUUUAAAUCCAACUCGUAGGUAUUAGUGGAUUAGAUUUACUUCCUAAAUUGAUGACUAAAUCCAUCUCAUUGACUCACAUUCGAUGUGAAUUCUUUAAAAAUUCGGAACAAGCAUUUCCAUCAAAGGAAAGAUUUUUUUAAAUUAUUUAUUUUGUUAUGCUUAUUAUUUCCUAUGUAAGAUUCUAGCUGAAUUCUAUAAUAAAAAUUUACUAUUUACAGCAUAUCUAUGAUAUAUAUAUAUAUAUCCCUGCC
Messenger RNA from Chironomus riparius, 1658 nucleotides. Lineage: Eukaryota; Metazoa; Arthropoda; Insecta; Diptera; Chironomidae. The record is from the annotation of a GenBank genome assembly.